AAUACACUUUCCCGCCGCUUUCAGAUUUCAAAAAAUCAAGACAUAGUUUCUACUUCUCUUUCCGUUCUCACAGAGAAAGAACUGAGACAUCCAUGGCCGUCGUUUCGAGGAAUCCGGAGGACAUGUCCAAACCUUCCUUCUCCGCUGCUGAUGAUCCUCUCCUACCUUGGCUGCGAUCCAUUCACAAGGCACUGCUAAGUCAAGAUUCAAGCCAGCUGAACAAUUCCACUGACUUCGACUUGCUCGUAUCAAAUUGUAUUAACAACUUCAAGUCCGAUCCGCGGUACCGAGACGACGUCAGAUAUCUGAAGAUUUGGUUCCUCUAUAUGGAUGGUAGUUCCGAUUAUGAAAGGAUUUUCAGAGAAAUGGAGGAGCGCAGAAUUUGUAUACACAAAGCUCUGCUUUAUGAAUCAUUUGCCUUGUUUUUGGAAGCAAAAGGCAGGUUGAUUGAUGCUUGUAUGAUUUAUCACCUUGGCAUCUCAAGAAAUGCUGAGCCACUGGGGAGACUGAAGAAAGCACAGGUGCUUUUUCUUGAGAGAAUGUCCGAAACAGUAAUUAAUGAAUCAUUUCAAAAGAUAAAGAAUGGCGUUUCUGCAGAGAGUGGUGAAAAAUUUGUUAACCCGUGGUCUGUUGCAACCCUCAAAAACUUACUGCAGAAGAUGAAUUCUCAAGUUGUACAUUAUGAGGGAUACCAUCCAAGUAACAGAGCGUAUCCUGGAAAGGUCGCAUUAUCCUCCUUGCUGAAAUCAGCUAGGAAUAAAACCAUUGAUAUAGGUGGAGAGAAGUAUCAGAUCAAAGGCUGUGCAGGUCAGGGUGGAUUUGCUCAAGUGUUCAAAGCAUAUGUGAACAGCAAUCCUGAUGAUGUUGUUGCCCUUAAGAUACAGAAGCCACCCUUUCCUUGGGAAUUUUACAUGUACCGUCAACUUGACAUGCGGAUUCCAGAAAAGGAAAGGAAGAGUUUUGGUUUUGCUCACAGAUUGCAUCUCUAUUCGGACUACAGUGUGCUGGUCUCCGAUUAUUUAGCUCAUGGAACACUUCAGGAUGCCAUAAAUUCUAAUGUGGUCAUCGGUGGGUCCAUGGAAGAAGUACUAUGUAUUUAUUACACCAUAGAGAUGCUUCAAAUUCUUGAAACUCUGCAUGAAGCUGCAAUUAUCCAUGGUGAUUUCAAACCUGAUAAUUUGCUGAUUCGGUAUUCCAGGGAUGAUCCAACAGAAAAUGAAAAAGAAAUCCGCCAGCGAACAGGACCUUGGCGUGAUCAGGGGCUAUGCCUUGUCGACUGGGGAAGAGGAAUAGAUCUGAGUCUCUUUCCCAGAAACACCAAAUUCAUGGGAGACUGUCGAACUUCUGGCUUUCGUUGUAUCGAGAUGCAAGAAAAUAAGCCUUGGACAUUUCAGGUGGACAUGUAUGGGCUGUGUGUUAUAGUUCAUAUGAUGCUUCAUAAUUCCUACAUGGAGAUUGAAAAAAGAGCAUCUCCUGACGGAACCUACAUUUACCAGCCCAAAUCACAUUACAAGCGAUAUUGGAAUGUUGAUCUUUGGAAAACUUUGUUCGCAAAGUUACUUAACGUUGAUCCGGGUGAAGAUCACAAGAAGUUGUUGCAGUCUCUGAGGGAAUCGUUCCAGGGGUACAUGUGCUCUGAUCCAAAGCUGAUCAAAAAGCUGAAGCAAUUAUUGGUGAAACAAAAAACAUCCUUAUGUUCAGCUUAGUCCAUCAGUAUCGUUUAGAAUGACUGUGUACAGGCUAUGAUGGGAGAGCCACAUUGGAAUGUUUUAUAGGACUUGGUGUUGCAAGAAAAGUUGAGGAAAGUGGGCAUGCAGCUGAAACCAUAAGCUGCUGAGCAAACAUGUAUCAGAAAACUAAGACCAAUUAUCUUGGAAUGGGGUUUGGUUUAAAGUAUUUGAAAGUAUAGAAGUUUAAAUCCUCAAUAACAAGAUCUCACGAGCAGUUCACGCACACACUACUUCAACAAAUAAAAAAUAUUAAUAUACAUUUAUUAAGGGUGUGAAGGGUUUAGACCCAUGGAUUCAAUCCAACUCAAUUAGUUUUGGUUGGAUUGGAUUAGUUA
Sesamum indicum (sesame) is the source of this 2065-nucleotide messenger RNA. RefSeq names its product protein kinase and Mad3-BUB1-I domain-containing protein. NCBI's taxonomy places the organism in Eukaryota, Viridiplantae, Streptophyta, Magnoliopsida, Lamiales, Pedaliaceae. Gene Ontology annotation, molecular function: protein kinase activity; ATP binding. The record is from RefSeq and is a predicted model, not a curated record. Gene Ontology annotation, biological process: mitotic spindle assembly checkpoint signaling; meiotic sister chromatid cohesion, centromeric; protein phosphorylation.